GGGUUCAAUAAUUGGAAAAAAGGCUUAGAAAAAUUCGAAAACCACGGAAGUUUAAAUUAUCAUAAAGAAGCUAAUUUAAAAGCUGACCAUUUUAUGGAUGUCAUGUUAGGAAAAACAUUAUCGGUUGAUAAACAAAUUGACAAAUUUCAUCACCAACAGACUUUAGAGAAUCAAGAAAAACUUAAACCGAUAAUAAAAACAAUUAUUUUGUGUGGACGACAAUGUCUACCACUUAGAGCACAUCGAGAUUACGGAACGUUUAAUAUAGAUCAAGAGCCCGAAUGCAACGAAGGUAAUUUUCGAGCGUUACUUAGGGCACGAAUUGAUUCAGGAGACACAAAUUUAAAACAACAUUUAAUGACUUGCGGAAAAAAUUCAACGUAUAUUAGUUGGAAUAUUCAAAACCAAAUAAUAGAUGCUUGCGAUGAAUUUAUUUUAACAAAACUUGUAACUAAAAUUAACAACGCUAAAUGUUUUACUAUACUCGCUGACGAAACGUCUGAUAUUUCCUCUAUUGAACAAUUCGCAUUGUGUAUAAGAUAUAUUGAAUCAACCGAUGUAAAUAAUUUUAAAAUAGUUGAAAACUUUUUAAAAUUUGUACCAGUAGAAUCAACUUCGGGUCAAAAUUUAGAAGAUGUACUUUUAACAACAUUGAAUUCAUGUGGUAUUAAUAUAAAUUAUUUACGCGGACAAGGCUACGAUGGGGCUGCAGCGAUGAGUGGCAAAUUUAAAGGUGUCCAAGCGCGUAUAAUAGAAAAAUAUCCAACUGCACUCUAUGUACAUUGUGUUUCACACAGCUUAAAUUUGGCUUUAUCUAAUGCUGUUGAUGUAGUACCUAUUAGGAAUAGUUUUGUUCCUGAUAUUAAUAAAACUAAAUUUGUUCAACUAUGUCCAACUAGAUGGGUUGAACGACACGAUUCAAUAAUAGUAUUUAAUCAACUUUUAUUACCUGUAGUGGCGGCGUUAGAAGAAAUUCAAUCGUGGAACUGUAAAGACUCUUCAUCAGAAAAAUUAUUAGCUUAUACUUUACCAAUAAGUAAAAUACUUCAAACGACAGAUAUAGAUCUAUCAACUGCAGUUAACCAAGUUGAAAGUGUAGUGUCUAUUCUCCGACGACUUAGAAGUAAUGCCGACAAUGAAUUUAAACAAUUAUUUUUAGAAGCACAAGAAGUUGCCUCUAAUUUAGACUUGACUAUGUCUAUUCCUAGACUAACAAAACACCAAACUAAGCGAU
Molecule: messenger RNA, 1234 nt
Organism: Myzus persicae (green peach aphid)
Lineage: Eukaryota; Metazoa; Arthropoda; Insecta; Hemiptera; Aphididae
Product: 52 kDa repressor of the inhibitor of the protein kinase-like
Exons: 3
Source: RefSeq, a predicted model, not a curated record